Molecule: messenger RNA, 4233 nt
Organism: Oreochromis niloticus (Nile tilapia)
Lineage: Eukaryota; Metazoa; Chordata; Actinopteri; Cichliformes; Cichlidae
Product: plexin-B2
Exons: 21
Coding region: 18-3704 (1228 amino acids)
Biological process (GO): regulation of cell migration; positive regulation of axonogenesis; regulation of cell shape
Cellular component (GO): plasma membrane; semaphorin receptor complex
Molecular function (GO): semaphorin receptor activity; protein binding
Source: RefSeq, a predicted model, not a curated record
UUUUGUUCCUUCCAGAGAUGGCAAGCUGGGUCUCCACCCUCCUCUUCCUAAUCUGGUUGUCAGUCUCUCAAGCCCAAGAGGGGAGUGGAAAAAUCCCCACUGUGGAGUUCAUCUCUGAAACCCUGAUUAACAACGUGGUCCAGGACCCACAGACUGGUCGCAUCUACCUGGGAGCAGUCAACAAUAUCUUCCAGCUGAGCCCGUCCCUCCAGAAGGAGGCCCGCACUGAGACGGGCCCAAAAAAAGAUGCCAAAACAUGUACACCUCCUGCUUCAGGCUGUCUGGACACAGUGCUCAUGCCCAACAGCAACAAGCUUCUGCUGGUCCACCCAACCAAUGGUUUACUAAUAGUAUGCGGCAGUCGAUACAGAGGCAUAUGUUCCCUCCUCAACCUGUCUAAUGUAGAACAAGAGCUGUAUUACAAUGACAAAAACAACGAGAGGACUUACGUGGCUAGCAUAGAGGAUAAUGUGAACGUGGUGAGCGUCAUGUCCAACUACACAAAAAAUGGCCGGACCUUCAAAGUGUUCCUUGUUGGAAAGGGCUAUGGAAGCCUGGACAGUAGAAAACUAAUCAGCACACGAAUCCUUGAGGACUACCAGGACUGGGUUGUGUUUGAGAACAUCAUUGAGGCAUCAGCGGUACAGACGGCGCCAUUUGUCCUCAAGUACUUACACGACUUCCGACAUGCCUUCAAAGAGGAUGGUUUUGUGUAUUUCCUCUUUUCUCGGACUCUCGAUGGCACAGAUAACAAAAACUUGACUUUUGUGUCUCGUCUUUGUGAAAAUGACCAACAUUACUAUUCGUACACAGAGCUCCAGUUAACCUGCGGUACAAACAACCGGUACAACAAAGUCCAAGCUGCAUAUGUGGCUUUUCCAGGAAAAGAGCUGGCACGGGUCAUGUCUCAAUCUGGUAAUUAUGGGACGGUCACCUCAUUCACAAAAGUCCUCUUCAUGGUGGCUCAUCCAGAUGACGACGAAAGCGACUCUGCUCUCUGCAUGUACCCGCUGAACUCCAUCAAUCAGCAGCUGAUGGAUAUCAUCAGUGCAUGCUACAGUGACUCUGGGGAGAUUUCUGGGAUUCCUGCUGUGGACGUACCCUACUCAUCUCAAACCUACACAGCAUGCACUUCAAAAAUUUCUAAGGAUGCAUUGGGAAACUUCAAGUGUGGUGCAGAGCAUUUGCUUUCGCCUCUGGCAAGCAAGCCAGCAUUUGCCUUAAAGGCAGAUGCAGCGUUGACCAUGUCGGUCCAUCUGACUGCUGUAGCUGUUGCUGUGGAGAAUGACCACACGAUCGCCUUUUUGGGCAGCGCCAACGGAGAGGUCUUCAAGGUACACCUGAGACCAGGUGAAUAUGGCAACGAGCCGUACUCCUCUGUUGGCAACAACAUAGGAGAGAAGGUCAACAAGAACCUUUUCCUUGACCAAAGCCAGAGCCACCUCUACAUUACCACAGAGAAGAGGAUCACCAAGGUGCCAGUGCAGACGUGCCUCGAAAUGAAAGACUGCCAAUCAUGCGUGGGACUGAGGGACCCUUACUGUGGCUGGUGUGUUUUGGAGGGCAGGUGUACCAGGAGGUCUGAGUGCCGACGGGCAGAGGAGAAAAAUGGCUGGUUGUGGAGCCCCAAGCAGCAGUGUGUCAAGAUUGUAUCCUUCUCUCCUUCAAACCUUUCCUGCAGAAAGACUGGCAAGGUGAACAUCAAUAUUCCCUCCCUUCCUACCAUUGGACACUCUGACCAUCUGCAAUGCAAGAUUGAGUCUUUCCAGAGUAACGGCAUCAUGUCAGACUCUGGUGAGGUCUCCUGUGAUCUCCCCCAGCCUGGGCUUAUACCGAAAACACCUGAGGGCCAAGACUUUGUGGCCGUGGCUAUCAGGAUCUUUGUCAAUGACACUGUGGAGUUGGCCACGCGGGAAUUCAGGUUCUACAACUGUGCUGCCACAGUGAGGAAAUCUGAAAACACACCGUGCAUGUCAUGUGUAGGCAGUCCGUGGGGAUGUCAGUGGAACACACAGGACCACACCUGCAGCGAUGCGGACAACAGUGUGGUUGAUUCCCACAUCAUCAAGCACCGUCAGAGUGCAAACUGUCCUCGGUUUGAGAAUCCUGAUCCUGGGCUCAUCCCUGUGGGCUACAAGACUCCAAUCGGCUUUGAAGGCAUAAAUCUUAAACAAUACCAGGGUCGUCAUUUCACCAUUGGCAGUGAGCUGAUGACAAAGGAAGAAGAUGUCUCGUUUGAGGAGGGGGGGGCAUUCUACACAUUCAGUGGCUUCAAUUUUUUCUAUGAUAAGUCACCGGAGACCAAUGUUCUGUUCUACGUGAAGGACAAGGAGUCUGGCAAGAAGAUGGACAGCACGGUGUACGUCACACUGUACAACUGUGCCGUUGAGAGGAAUGACUGUAGUCUUUGUAAGAAUGCCGACCCAAAGUACAAGUGUGUGUGGUGCAGCAAGAAGCAGGCAUGUGUGUAUGAGAAGCUCUGCGAUCCUCUCCCCAGCAACACCGAGUGUCCCGACCCCGAGAUCACCAAUAUCAGCCCUCUUUUCGGCCCCGUGCUGGGAGGCAUCUCCAUCACCAUCAGCGGCUCCAACCUCGGUAUCGAUCAGGGAGACAUUAAAAGCAUCACGGUGGCUGGGAAGCCCUGCAUUCAUGAGCCAGAAAAAUACUCCGUCUCCAAAAGAGUUGUGUGUGAGAUUGGACCUGCUGAUAAAGCUGACUGGGGACAGGUUGAGAUCGAGGUGAAUGGGGGGAAGAGAGGAACCUCCUCUGUUUCCUUCACCUACAGGGACCCGGUGCCUGAGGAGGUGAUGCCAAAUAGAGGUCCUAAAGCAGGGGGAACCCUCAUUACAAUCUCUGGAUUAUUUCUGAAUACUGGCAGUAAGGAAGAUGUCCAGGUUACCAUCGGAGGGGUGAACUGCAGUGUGGAGCACUUUGGAGAAAAUAUCACCUGCAGGACAGGAGAAUACCGCGCGGAUAAAGUGCCCUCUGACCCUCUCGACGUCGUAAUGAAGUAUGGAAAGAGAACCACAAAAACCAUCCCGACUACUUUUCGGUUUGUUGAAAACCCCACUGUGCAGGAUCACCAUCCCAAAGCAAGCUUUGUCUGUGGAGGGAGGAAUAUUGUGGUAACUGGCACCAGGUUUGACAUAAUCCAGACUGCAAUCAUGAAGGUCCAGGGACGUGACUGGUCAUCUUCAGAGCUUGCCCAGAAGAAGAACGACACAGUCAUCCAGUUUCAGUCUCCAACAGUAAACGGCUCUGCAAACCAGCACUUGAAAACAGUCAUCAAACUGGACAACUGGGAGAAGGAGCUGAAGCCCUUUUACUACCACCCUAACCCCAGCUUCGAUACUGUAACCAAGAGUGUCAUCACUGAGAGCAGCAUAAUUAUCGUUACUGGUCGGGGAUUCUCCAAAGCCAUGACAGCAAACGAGGCUCAAGCCUUCGUAGGUGACGUUCAGUAUGUGGUCAGCACCCUUCAGGAUGAAAAGCUGUUCCUGGAACCACCUUCCAGCCCACCUGGUGCUCACUCCACACAGGUGGAUGUAAAGAUCAAGUUUGGGAAAGGGGAGUGGGUGGUUGGCUCAAUGGAAUUUGAGGAUAAGAAUUUUUACCUCUACAUGAUCAUCCGCAUUAUCCUUCUGGUCACCCUGGUCACCGUCACUAUCUCUGUCUACUGCGCCACACGAGCUCAGUUGUUUUAGGUUUGUUUUAAGACUCAUAUCAUAUACUGUGCAUUCAUCUAGCUGGCCAAUAUGCCACUAUAUGCAACACAAAAGUGGACAGUCGUGUGUUUCCACGCAGCUACUUUUUGAUUUUGCCAUGUCAUGCAGUCUCUUGUGAACUGUACACUGGUAACACGUUUUAAAUUAUUGUAUAUAAUUCAUUAAACAUUCCACCUCAAUGACAUCACAGGGGAAAAUUUAGUACAUUUUAAAGAUUAUUAUAGUUAUUGAGAUUUUUUUUUAAAUUCUUUUUUUUAAUGUCAGCAAAAAGCAGCUUUUUUUCCUGCCACUAGUCAUAUCGCUCACAUUAAUCCUGCAAUAUAUAUAUAUAUAUAUAACAUGAUAAAAACAUUUGCUUACAGUAGCACUUCAGUAUUAUGUAUAAGAAUUAUUCAGAUUGUUUUACGCAUUAUGUUUUUGAUUUUUUUUGCCUUUUUACCCUUGUAAUGUUCCUUACAUUCAGCGCUUUAGAGGCAAAGUGCUUCUGCUUUAAUACAUUUAAUAAACU